This is a messenger RNA of Thunnus maccoyii (southern bluefin tuna), 2625 nucleotides long. It is a transcript of the gene orai2, whose product is annotated as ORAI calcium release-activated calcium modulator 2. The record is from RefSeq and is a predicted model, not a curated record. The transcript is spliced from 3 exons. Gene Ontology annotation, molecular function: store-operated calcium channel activity. Gene Ontology annotation, biological process: store-operated calcium entry. NCBI's taxonomy places the organism in Eukaryota, Metazoa, Chordata, Actinopteri, Scombriformes, Scombridae. Bases 381 to 1199 code for a protein of 272 amino acids. Gene Ontology annotation, cellular component: membrane.
UGCCCUUUAAUGUGACUGUUUUGUGCUUUGAUUUUGAAUGCAACACGCCCAACCGGAAGCCUUAUCCUAGCCUCGGUUUCCUCGCCCAUCCGCGGGUCUCCGGUCGGGAACGGGCCGAUCAGAGACAACAGAUACCCGGUGAACUCAACCUGGCAGGAGGGAAAGUCAUCAUCCAGGUACGCUAAAUAUGGCGGAGAGGUGUGCAACUCGAGGCUCGGCGUAUUGUUGAUAGCUGCAACCAAGAAGCGGAAGCUGUUUCAACCGAAACGCUCGGAGUGGUUCAGUCUCUGUUCAUUUAACGUUGACUCACACAGCGUGGAGAGAAGAAGACCGAGCCUCCAGGAGUUUGCAUCAGUUAUUCACUUCUGCAGACAGGUGCCAUGAGCAGUGAGCUGAACGUACCCAUGGGUUCUCCGGCUCCAGGGGGGUCAGAGCGGGCUCCAGAUGGCGGGGGGAUGGACUAUAGGGACUGGGUGAGGCGCAGUUACCUGGAGCUGGUCAGCUCCAACCACCACUCAGUGCAGGCCUUGUCCUGGAGGAAACUCUACCUGAGCCGGGCCAAGCUGAAGGCCUCCAGCAGGACCUCCGCACUGCUCUCCGGCUUUGCGAUGGUGGCGAUGGUGGAGGUGCAGCUGGAGAUGCAGUACAGCUACCCCCGUGUGCUCCUCAUCGCCUUCAGCGUGUGCACCACCGUGCUGGUGGCCGUGCACCUCUUCGCUCUGCUGAUCAGCACCUGCAUCCUGCCCAACGUGGAGGCCGUCAGCAACAUCCACAACCUCAACUCCGUCAGCGAAUCGCCCCACGAGCGCAUGCACCACUACAUCGAGCUGGCGUGGGGCUUCUCCACGGCCUUGGGUAUCCUGCUGUUUCUAGCGGAGGUAGUGCUCCUCUGCUGGAUCAAGUUCCUGCCAGUAGACUCAUGCGGGGCCAAAAAGGCGAACUCUUGCGGCACGACGACCGCCACCGCCACAGCGAAGCCUACGACGACUUCUGCCUCGCCGCAGAACAGCGGCUGGCAGGCAGCGCUGGCCUCCACCAUCAUCAUGGUUCCGGUGGGGGUGAUUUUCGUGGUGUUCACCAUUCACUUCUAUCGCUCUCUGGUGCGCCACAAGACGGAGCGCCACCACCAGGAGAUCGAGGAACUGCACAAGAUUAAGGUGCAGCUGGACGGCCAGGAGAGAGGCCUCCAGACUGUGUGAUAACGUGACGGCAGCUUCAGAUUUAUCAGGCUCUCUCUCUCUCCUCUCUGACAUUUUGUUCUGGUCAUUGUUAAUGCCUUGCUCAGACUGGUAGACAGUGAGAUUUAAAAGCUCCUCACUUUGCAGUACAGACGGCCAAAAUAUGUCAGACUGCUAAUUUAUUCUUAAAAUAAAGUUAUGUCAUAGGAUAUGUGUAGUGACCUUGUCUGUGUUUGUAAUCUGUCUGGGGUUAAUCCUGUUAGAAGGAUAAUGAAAGAUGUACAGAAAAAGGGCUAUAAUGUUCUGUGUGCCAUUUUGUUUUUGUUUUGCCAUGCUUAGGGUUGGGUGUUGUUAGCGUUUUGAAUCUGGUUCAGAGGCUAACAAAUCUCUUAUCAAAUAUUUUCUCUCCUCUCAUUCCUUAUUAGGAAAUAGCAUUGUAGAAAAAUCCUUUUUUUUUUAGCCGGUACUGGCUUUCACUUUUUGCCAGAAAAGAUGUCAACAAGAAACAGCAAACUAAUACAGAUAUAUACCAUAAGUAAUUUGUUAAAACACAGAAACAAGUAACUAAUGUCUGGUUAUUUAGCCCUCUGUAAGCUGGUGUGUGUGUGUGUGUGUGUGUGUGUGUGUUUCCUCGGCCAAAGAUUGUUAGACAUUGAACACUUUCUCAGGAUUGGACUGUGUGUUUUUUUGUUUGUUUUUUUUUGCAGUUCAACAAAACCAACAGAGUCAGUCGAGUGAAUCUCAAAGUUAAGCCUUCAGCCAAAUAUCAACAAUCUUAAAACUUAAUUGUUCUGAAUCAGAACCUCUGGUAUUUAUAACGUGUGCCAAAAUAAGUUUUAAGGAAUCAACAUUUCAUAUCUUUGGGGAGCUUAUUUAAUUUUUUUUUUUUUCGAGAUAUAGCUGACUAUAGUUUAAAUUUAGUUACUCACAAAUGUUGAUAGUUUCAUGAAUUUCAUAAGGGAUUCAAAGGGACUUCAGUACUGGAUUCAGAUUCGAUGAAGCGCUAUCGAACUCCAACCCUGUUGCAUUUAUCAUAUGAUGACGCAGGUCUCACUGUUUACAAUCAACCUUCCUUGUUUUGAUCGUAAAGAGAGUCGUGUAUCACACUGCAAGCAACUUGAUGUGUAUUUCACUGUAUUCUGACUGAUUGAGGGUAAUUUCUACACUAUGUAUGCGUAUGUUUGGUGCAGAAAGGUGAGAAAUGACCACCAGAGUCAACAAGCUCUGUUGUUAAAGUCUUAAAAAAAAGUGUUGAAGUCUUGUAAAACAGAAGGGAAGUCAGUGACAAUGUGUUUUUAACGUCCAGAAUCUCAAACAAGCUUCAAACAUUUUGUCAUUUUCCUUCUUCGAAUAGCUUUUAUCGUCUUUGACGAAGCCUGUGGAGCCUGUUUAAAAGGUGUCAACUCUGCAUACUCAAAGUGCUUAAAUAUGAACGUGUCCAAAUAUA